UAGGGGGUGUUGUUUUCUCAAGCCUGGAACAAUGUAAUUAUCAUAGCAAUGAUUGCACUAGCAGCAGUAAUUAGUAGCGCGGACCCUUCCGGACGGUGACUCCCAUGCAAUAUGCACGAGGCCAUUCAAAUAUCCCCGCCUGCUAUCCGAAGUGAAAUCCUAGAGAAGCAACUAAAGCGGCAGAGUUAGAGAGCGAGCGGAGGGAGGGGUACAAGUGCACGUCAGCUGCCUACAAAUGACACACUGCAAUCAUAAACUGUCUCGCGGCGCGUUCUUUCGCGCCUUUUCGUUAGUGAAGUAAGAAGUAGACAUCGAGAUGCUCGGAGAAAAGCGGCUUCUGUUACUGAUUUAGCGGAUAAGACGUUUCUAGCGCACUUCUGGUGGACUUCUACUCCUCAGCACAAAAUAAAAGCUCUAUCGCAGCCGCCUGAGAGUCUGGAUGGACCGCGAUGGACCCUACUGGAGCUCGAGUCGAGAUAACGGAAUAAACCCCAUGCCGAUUAUAUAAGGAUUUUGCGACAAAGAAAGUCAGGAGACAGAAAAGCUGCUUCCCUUAUCACUAAUUCGCCCGAAUAAACAGCUCGCCAGGGUUUAUAUUAUGGACAAUGUAGUCUUUGAGCACGGUGUGCCUGACUUCUCUGGAUUAUUUUCCACAUUUAGUUAUGCUGAGCAGCCGUACUGUGUUAUUACUGGCGCGAUUUUGGACACUGGAUUCAGAUAAUAUCGUAUUGAUGUCUGCAGGUUUGCGCUGGUCACUAGAUUGAGAUUGCUGUGUGAAGUCUUCAUGCUGUGGGCCUUCAAGUCUUAAAGUUCAAAUGGUUCACUGCUGACAAGCUCGUUGGCGAGAUCGACACCUGCUAAUUCGGAUGUGCAGACGCUAAUGCACUGACACCUGUCGCAAUAUGGUGAUAUACUGAAGUGGUACAGGUCUGAACACACAUGUCCUGCAGUGGCAGCAGCACGACACUUACAAGCAUCAAGACAGAUGAUGCCAUUUAUUCGCGAACACUGAUACUCUCACUUUACAGAUGAUCUUCUCUGUGUGGGAAUGGUUCAAUGGCACAUUACCGACGGACAUUUACUCGUAAAUGAGGGCAUGUGGCAUGAGUCCAGCAGAGAGUAUCUCCAAGAAUGAGAGCAUGUUGCCCUCGCCCCAGGUGUGCGUGUCUACUCUGGUGACAGUGAGCACGAUGGCCGUGGUCGACCUCUACCUGCUGGAGCAGAGCAUGCUGGGACCUCGAAGUGGAGCUCGUCCUGCAGUAUGGCCAUGUGUUGCUGUCGCGCUGGGUGACCUUUGUUUCCUGCUGGCGCUGCGCUUCGUUUCUGCCGGUGUGGUUUCGGAGGCUCGCUCUCCCCGCCGGGGCUUUGCCAAUGCUCUGUGGUUUCUUUUCCUCUCGCUGCUUCAGCUGAAGCUUUUCUUUGUGUGUCAGAACUAUAGACAGGAGAGACGACCCCCAGAUCCUCUCGCCCGCAAGACUCUGACUCUUUUACUUUCGGUGUGUCUGCCCUCACUGUUUCUUAUCCUGACAGGAGCUGACUACAUGACUCCACUCCGCAGGAAGCAGGAGGUGCGCAGCCGGCUCCUGUGGGUGGUGGUUGACUUGCUAGAUGUGUUGGAUCUGCAAGCAGGGCUGUGGGAGGUGCAGGGAAGUGUGGGGGUUCCUCUUUGGGUGGAGGGUAUAGUGUUCUUUUACUGUUAUGUGCUGUUGCUGCUGCUGCCAUGCGUGUCACUCACGGAGCUGGGUGCCACUGCGCUGCCUGGGCUCCAGGCGACUCGGAAGGAGGCCAUCUAUCCAUGGCUUAGCCUGGUGACCAUUAACCUGUUCACGCUCGUGCCCAGAGGGGUCGGGAUGCUGUGGUACAGGGACCCACGAGUGUCCACGGUGUUCCUGGGGAAAAACCUACUGGCUCUUGCGGUAAAGUUGAGCUCUGCCUGGGAAAGGCACAGAAAGGGCAGCGGAGGGAUGCAGGGCACAGAAGCCACCACAGGAACUGGAAAUCAGACUCGAGGGGCAGCAUCGGAGCAAGCCAUGGAGCAGGAGCAAGAGUGUAGGUCUCCAGUGCCAUCCUCUACACGCUACCACACACUCUCACGCACUCACGGACACAGCCACUCGCUCUCUCACGUCAGCCUAGACCCCACUGAGACCUCACUGGGACCGGCUUACAUUUCCCAUGAACUAUAGAGGUCAUGAAAGAGUCCUGAAACUGCCAACAACCGGAAUUUGUAGGCUCAUAGCUAUCCCUGGAGUCUCUGUGCUUUUGGCAAGAUUAGCAGAGAUAACUCAUCGUAUUAGCACACAUUGUAGUUUGUACAGCUGAUGAUUUGUAAAGCCAAACACGAGCAGCCUGCUGUGGUGUGAAGCUCCCAGACAAAAAUGAUAAUGAGGCAAAAGAGGGAGCUGUUUUAAUUAAGUGCCUUCUUAAAAGAGCAACAAUUAUAAUUGUUACUCUUGUUUGUUUUGGUGUUCAUCAAGGACUUGAAUUAAACCAUGUACUGUGAAGCAUGACAACUGUUAAUAUUCUACUCUGUAAUAAAAAUGUUUCAUAGA
Messenger RNA from Carassius carassius (crucian carp), 2552 nucleotides. RefSeq names its product transmembrane protein 265 (gene tmem265). Bases 1089 to 2186 code for a protein of 365 amino acids. The record is from RefSeq and is a predicted model, not a curated record. The transcript is spliced from 3 exons. NCBI's taxonomy places the organism in Eukaryota, Metazoa, Chordata, Actinopteri, Cypriniformes, Cyprinidae.